Messenger RNA from Closterium sp. Naga37s-1, 1275 nucleotides. The record is from the annotation of a GenBank genome assembly. Lineage: Eukaryota; Viridiplantae; Streptophyta; Zygnematophyceae; Desmidiales; Closteriaceae.
CAACAGCUGCCCGCGGAUGUGCCAUCUUCGCCGCAUGUGCAGCAGCAGCAACAGCAGCAGGCACCGAUGCAACCCGAGGGUCUGCAUACCCCUUCUACUGGGUAUGGGGAUGAUGGCGCCCCGACUGACUAUAUGCAGCCCCUAGACCCUGAAGCUUUCCCGGAGAUGGAACCUCAGGUACCUGAGCCUGGUUACGAGGGGCUAGAUGAGUAUAGUGAUGCCGAUGAGGAAGCGGGACAAGGAGUGGACCUUAUCUCCCGGGAAGAGUUCGAUGCUGCUCAGGCUGAGGCACGUGAGCUGCGCCGCCGCCUUAUGGAAGCUGAAAAUGAGAACCGUCGCCUGUCGCACGGUGUUGCUAACCAUACCAGCGAAGACGCUCCGGACGAAGCGAGCAACCCUGGCAACUCCUCAGGUGAUGCUGAUGCUCACGGUAUGGGAGCGGCUGGUCCUGGUGCUGCAGCGGCUGGAAGUGGUGCCGCAGCGGCUGGAAGUGGUGCUGCAGCGGCUGGAAGUGGUGCUGCAGCGGCUGGAAGUGGUGCUGCAGCGGCUGGUCCGAGCGCGCCUACUCCUAAUGGCGUGGCAGGAAACACGCUCCAGGCGUCGUUCCCGAGAACUCUACUCGUGGAACCGAAUCGGGUGGCUAUCAUAAAUGCGGUCAGGACGGCCCACAGCCGGGGAACUAUUUUGGACUUGCAGCAACUGUCGAGCAUGCAGCGGACGUGGGCGCAUCGGUACGCUGACGCGUUGGCCAGCAUGCCAGAUAUCCACAAUGGGUUCAAGGGGGCCGCGAGUCGAGCUGUGGAGAUCCUUUACUUCGAAACUUCGGAUGUGGACCUGGAGUAUUGGACGCCGCGGGACACCAACAUCACCGCCCUCUGCACGGCUCUAAACAUCACAGAUCCUGAGGGAGUGGCUAACCUGCGCCUUGUCAUGGAGAACGAAACGGCUCGGCCUAGGCACCUUCGAAAGAAGCUUCAGGAUGCGAGGAACAAGACCCUCACCACGGGUCGUGUCUUGCUGUACGAAAGAUUUGACAUUCGCAUCAAACGUCCGGACCGCAACCGGGUCGAGAUCGGAACGCUGUCGCCUGCGGCGUUCUGUGCCUCCUACCCUGCUAGUGCUCUUUCGUGGGACUUGUUGACGUGGCAUCAUAAUCGACUGGGGAUCCCUUUCGCCUCUGACUUUUUCACCCUUGCGAUCUUCCACUCGUUUGAGAGGCCGGGGCAUGCUGUCUUAGUCCUCCGUUUCAAGCAGAUCGCCUUCUUCCUGCUAGGG